This is a messenger RNA of Thamnophis sirtalis, 1436 nucleotides long. The record is from RefSeq and is a predicted model, not a curated record. Lineage: Eukaryota; Metazoa; Chordata; Lepidosauria; Squamata; Natricidae.
GCCGCCACGCUGGCGCAUCUCCUGCCCGCCCCGGCGAUGUACAGCCUGCUGGAGAACGAACUGAAGCCGCCCCAGGGUAACCCCGGCGGGGGCGCCGCUGGCAACGGGGGUCCCGGGAGCGCCGGCAAAGGAGGAGCAGGAGCGGGAGGCGGCGGCGGCGGCGGGACCAACGCGGCUGUCCCAGACCAGGACCGGGUCAAACGUCCCAUGAACGCCUUCAUGGUGUGGUCGCGGGGGCAGCGCCGCAAGAUGGCCCAGGAGAACCCCAAAAUGCACAACUCGGAGAUCUCCAAGCGCCUGGGCGCCGACUGGAAGCUGCUGAGCGACGCCGAGAAACGGCCCUUCAUCGACGAGGCCAAACGCUUGCGCGCCGUCCACAUGAAGGAGUAUCCGGAUUAUAAGUACCGGCCCCGUCGUAAGACCAAGACGCUGCUGAAGAAGGACAAGUACGCGCUGCCGGGCAACUUGUUGGCCCCGAGCGGGGGUCCCGGCGGAGGCGGAGGCGGCGGGGCAGGCGGCGGGGUGAGUAGCCCGGUGGGCGUCGGGCAGCGCCUGGACUCGUACGCGCACGUCAAUGGCUGGCCCAACGGUGCCUACGCGGCGGCUUCGCUGAUGCCCGAGCAGCUGGGCUACGGGCAGCACCCGGCCAUGGGCAACGCGCAGCUCCAGUCGCUCCACCGUUACGACGUCAGCGGCCUCCAGUACAGCCCCAUCAUGUCGAGCGGCCAGUCCUACAUGACGGCGGCCGCUUCCACCUACAGCAUGGCCGCCGCCGCCGCCGCUUAUGGCCAGCAGCCGUCGAGCCACGCCAUGAGCUUGGGGACUAUGGCCUCGGUGGUUAAAGCCGAGCCCAGCUCGCCGCCGCCGGCCAUCGCGUCGCACUCCCAGCGGGCCUGCCUGGGGGACCUCCGCGAUAUGAUCAGCAUGUACCUGCCGCCCGGCGGAGACGCCGCCGACCCGUCGAGCCUGCAAAGCGGGCGCCUCCACGGCGUCCACCAGCACUAUCACAACGCCGCCGGGGCGGCCGUCAACGGCACCGUCCCACUGACUCAUAUCUGAAAGAGACCCCCCGAGCUGAGCCGGCAAAGCGCCAGCCGCCUCUCUUUGGCCCCGCCCGGCCGCCCCGUCGAAGCUCCGGGAACGCGGCUCUUGCCAGGUCCCUGCGAUGGAAGCCGCCUUCUACGUCCGCCGUUGUUGCCAUCUUCCGAGGCGACCCCCACUCCCGACCCCUUUUGCUUUCCCUCAAUCCUCCCAGCCCCCCAACACGCCUGCGGAGAGCCACGUCGGGCAAAGGAACUCCCCCCCCUCCUUUUGGUUUGUUUUUAACGAACGCGUAAAAAACAUGAACUUCUUGUCUGGCUUUCUCAGAGCACAAUUGACUGUUUUAAAAAAGAGACUUUUUACAAAAGGCGCUGUGAAAUUUCUGUUUCUCUCCC